AACAAAGACGCUGUUGGAUUUGAGGAUUAGACAACCGAGAAACAGAUCCUUCGUGUCCUCAUCCUCCGAACGAAAUCCAGUUUCCACGCUCCCUCUUCUCCUCGCCCCUUCUCCUUCUCCUCUUCGAAUCGAGGAAAGCGCUGUAAAUCUCUGAAAUCUUGACGCCAAUACCAUAGAUUUGUGAUCAUCAACGCGGAAUAGCUGUUCUUCGCCAUUGGUUUUGGUCUCCCGAUCCGUCUGAGUUCCGGGUAGGGCACCGAGGGUUCGUUUCCGGCUUGCUCUCAGAUUCUUGGUUUCUUUUUGAUUUGUUCUUGAAGGUAUGCAGAGUCAACUUGUGUGCAACGGCUGUAGGAGUGUUCUUCUUUAUCCGAGGGGAGCUACGAAUGUCUGUUGUGCAAUAUGCAAUACCAUAACACAUGUGCCUCCACCAGCAACGGAGAUGUCCCAGCUAUAUUGCGGAGGCUGCCGAACACUGUUGAUGUACGCUCGUGGUGCUACCAGCGUUAGAUGUUCUUGCUGUAAUACCAUAAAUGUUGCAAGAUCAUCAGGAGGAAGUCCGGUUGCUCACGUGAACUGUGGACAGUGUCGCACAACUUUGAUGUAUCCUUCUGGCGCACCUUCUGUCAAGUGUGCAGUAUGCCACUAUGUUACAAAUGUUGGGAUGAAUACCGCGAGGGUACCAAUCCCUGUAAACAGGCCUAAUGGAUUGACAACUAUGCCACCAUCAACUUCAGCUCCGCCAACACACAGCCAAAGCCAGACAGUAGUUGUUGAGAAUCCAAUGUCAGUGGAUGAAAAGGGGAAACUGGUGACCAAUGUGGUUGUCGGAGUCACCACGGAGAAAAAAUGACAUCAGGCUUACCCAAAUGCCCCCUCAAGGAAAUUACUGUAAAUGUGGAUUUGGUGAUUACUAGUUUUAUUAUUUCAUUUUAUGAAACUUGUCUACAUGCUAGAACAAUUGAGCACAUACACAUUAAAAACAAAAACGAUGAGUGUCUUUUAAUUGGAUGCGGAAUUCGACAACGGGUUUUUCCCUUGUCAAAUACCUGCAGUAUCAGAAGAAGUUUGUGGAUUACCAUAAAAUGUGUGCUCCAUCAAAGCGAAAAAAGGUUCAUCCACAACAUGACUUUUUUGGUGAAAUCUUGUCACCUUUGUGUUUGGUAUGCUUGUAAUUUGUUAUCGAUUUAUCAAAGACAAAUGAAUAUUGGUCUGUUAAAAGUACAACAUGUUUUUGUUGUAAGUUUGGAAUGAACUUACCUGGCAAUGCAUUGUUGUAUGAUAAGCUAAAGGACAUGAGUUCUUUUCA
Molecule: messenger RNA, 1306 nt
Organism: Dioscorea cayenensis subsp. rotundata (Guinea yam)
Lineage: Eukaryota; Viridiplantae; Streptophyta; Magnoliopsida; Dioscoreales; Dioscoreaceae
Product: protein LSD1
Exons: 7
Coding region: 320-850 (176 amino acids)
Source: RefSeq, a predicted model, not a curated record